AUGGAUUUCGAUUCCAACACGCCCGAAUAUGCAGCGUCAUUCGUAUCAUUUCACACUUCCAAUUUUGUAACUCGUUACACUCUAGAGAUCUCCCUCGCCACAGCGCCCUUCAAAUGGCGAAUAACACGUCGUUAUUCGGAGUUCCUCGACUUGCGCGACGUCCUUGCCCUAUCUCAUCCAGUGCAAGUGCCUAGAAUAGCCUUCCCCAAGAAGAUCAUAUUCGCCUCGUUGGCACCAGAUCGGGUUCUCAACGAGCGUGCCCACGCGUUGACAGACUGGCUCAACCAAAUACUCAGAUCAGUAGAGCCUGAUCCUAUGUCGAUUGCAUUGCGGCAAUUUCUUAAUCUGUUUCAACCAUGUAAAUCUCUACCACCUGAUAUGUCGGUCGGACUUGACAACAACAGUCCAGUCGGCCCUCCUGUUCGCAGUCGUGACGGGCGGACUCUCCUGGUGCAGCCACUUCCGGUUUAUAUCUUCUCUUACCUUGAGACUAGGGAUUCUUCCCAUCUGUCGGUUGUAUGCAAGGGCUUCUGGCAGGCCUCGACGGACCCUCUACUCUGGUCGAGCACCGGAUUGGAAUUCUCUUGUCCAGAUUUGGAACGACGUCAGCAAGGCCUGAUCAGGAUCUUGUACAGGGCUGCAUCGACGCUGCCGCAAAUGGUCCUUAAAUUGAGAUUCAACGGCACGCCGAGGCUGCGACAGUCGUUGCCUAUGUGCAUGCACUUUAAUCGUCUCACGAGGCUGUGCAUGCGUACACGGGACGGUGCUUCCUACCAACUGUUCUGUGAGAUUCUGGAUAGUGUGUGUUCGUCGGACUACAUGCCCUUGCGAGAUCUCGAUCUUUGUGGCCCCCUCGACAUGGAGUGUCUCCGUCCUCUUGAAGAGGUCAUUAAGCAGUUGGUCAACCUCCGACUCACUUGGACGGACAAUCCCCGUCUUGGUUUUGUUGAUUUGACUGAAGACAUUUGCAUUGUAGUUGAGGAAAUGCUAUCAGCCGCUAAGUCUUUGCGGGCGUUGGCAAUCAUGGCAGAAGACGAAACACGCCUGAGGCGAUCGACAUUCACAGACUUGAUUGCUGUGGUGGCAAAGCUCCCUUUAUUGGACGCCUUCGAGUGUGACUUCAUCGACGACAAUCAGCUGAUGAAUACCUUUUCUAUGCCGGAGGAGGCCCUACGACCUAUUGUUAUGCACAUGACUGGACUCAGAGCAGCGCCGAAUAUUCGAGGAAAUGUAUUUGCACAACUUUUGCCGAAAUUAUCGCCGAAUUUGAUUUCACUUCAUUUGGAAGAGUUCCAGAAUCCAACACAGAGAUGGAUGUUCCAAGGCGUAAUUUUACCGCCGAUAUAUUCCCUCAGUGACAGUCUUCACUUCGCUCACUUGACUGAUAUAACACUGACGGCUGUCGCUUCCCUGGCGACGUCGGGUUUGGCCGCACUAGUGGAUGCUACUGCCGAGAACCUGCGAGUUCUCGCGAUUCGGGACUCCAUUUGGCACCUGUCGGACGAGUGUGGGGCAAUUCUGAACUCGGGAAAGCUCGUGCGUUUGGAGCGGUUAGAGCUGAUUGGUGUGAACGAUCUAUGGAGUGAUGCUUUCCUCGAGGACAUGGAGUCUAUGGGCUCUUUAUCAGUGUUGAAGCUGAGUCGGAGUCGGAAUAUGACCGAUGCGGCUAUUAACCAUUUGAAGAGAGAGUUGACGCCUUUGGCGCACGCGGAAGAACUAAUGAGCACUGGGCCCCUCGAUAAGGAUGAGUUCGAGGUCGCAUGCCAGUCUAGGAAUCCAUCCCCAUUUGAGUGGGACCAACGGCACUGGUUUGCUGGCCAGUAA
Molecule: messenger RNA, 1824 nt
Organism: Perkinsus marinus ATCC 50983
Lineage: Eukaryota; Perkinsozoa; Perkinsida; Perkinsidae
Exons: 2
Coding region: 1-1824 (607 amino acids)
Molecular function (GO): protein binding; phosphatidylinositol binding
Source: RefSeq, a predicted model, not a curated record